CCCGCCCCGCCCCUGGAACCGCCCUCCUGCACAGUCGCCCUGGCCCUGGCCCGCCUGCACUGAGCCCUCUGAGCCCGCCAGGCCCAGCACUGGAGGUGAAACAUGACCAGUGUACAGUCCAAUGAAGGCAGCAUCUCUGUGCAGGGACAGAAGCUCUUCUACCGGGAGGCCCGGCCUAGUGGUGGGCAGACCCCACGCCUCUCAGUGCUCCUACUCCAUGGCAUCCGCUUCUCCUCUGAGACUUGGCUCAAGCUGGGCACUCUGGACAAACUGGCUGAAGCUGGCUACCGGGCCGUGGGCAUUGAUCUGCCAGGUCUAGGACAUUCCAAGGAGGCAGCUGCCCCCACACCCAUUGGGGAGCUGGCCCCCAGCAGCUUUCUGCAAGCCGUGUUGGAGGCUCUGGAGCUGGGUUCCACGGCCCUGGUCAGCCCGUCUCUGAGUGGAAUGUAUUCACUACCCUUCCUCAUAGCCCCCGGCUCCCAGCUCUGUGGCUAUGUGCCUGUUGCCCCAAUCUGCACAGAUAAAAUCAGCCCCGAUGACUAUGGCCGGGUGAAGACUCCCACCCUGAUAGUGUAUGGAGACCAGGAUCCCAUGGGGGAAUCGAGCCUCAAGCACCUGCAACAGCUGCCCAACCACCAGGUGAUGGUGAUAGUGGGUGCGGGACACCCCUGCUACCUGGACAAGCCAGAUGAAUGGCACUCUGGGCUACUGAAUUUCCUGAAUGGGUUGUCAUAAGGGCCCUGGCUGGUCCCAGCCUCCCCUGGCCCCACCCUCUCCUGAUUGAGGGGACACUCAGCCACAUCCCUCCCCCUUUCACCUGGCGUCUUACCUCUCCUUCUGGUUGGGCUGUCUGACAAUCUCCCUGCCUGCAUGGCUGACCUGCCAGCUGUCUGUCCAUCUCUCCACUUGUCUGUCUAGUGCCUGCUCUCUCUCUGUCUCUCUUUCCUUAGAGCUGUAAGUGGAUGGGAAGAAUCCGGAGAAUUAACAAGGUGCAAAACCAGGGAUCCAAUCCACAUGGAGGGUAAUUGAUUAGAAACAUUCCUCUCAGUGUGCUUCCUCUGCUCCCCUCCAAACUCCAACCUUUCCCAGCUCCACACCAUCUCCAUUUUCCUCUGUCUCUGCCCACCCAUGCCCUUAUAGGAUUACAGAUGUACACACAGGCAUACACACCUAUAGACACACAUCUAGGAACAUCUGCACAUGUAGCAGCACCUCCAUGGACACACACACACACUCCAGCCUGAGGUCUCCAGGGGCAGAGGAGCUCCCUGCGAUGGUGGGGAAGGUCCUGGCCCCCGGGGUUCUGGGGCAUGCGGCUCUGGAGUUCAGGUGCCCUGGGCUGGGGGCUCAGCUCUCCAUUAGUGCUUCUUUCUGGCCUUUGCUGAAGGAAGGAGGCAAUUUUUGAGGGGAUCUCCUUCCUCUUUCUAUCCUGACACCUGAGUCCCUGACACCCAUAGGGUCUGCCUCUUCCUGCCCUUGAAUCAUGGGGGGUUGGGAGAAGAACAGAAAAAUAAAGAGAUAAGAACCUCUAGUUGCUCGUCCUUG
Messenger RNA from Trichosurus vulpecula (common brushtail), 1545 nucleotides. It is a transcript of the gene ABHD14B, whose product is annotated as abhydrolase domain containing 14B. Gene Ontology annotation, cellular component: cytoplasm. Bases 103 to 735 code for a protein of 210 amino acids. The record is from RefSeq and is a predicted model, not a curated record. Lineage: Eukaryota; Metazoa; Chordata; Mammalia; Diprotodontia; Phalangeridae. The transcript is spliced from 4 exons.